This is a messenger RNA of Necator americanus (New World hookworm), 273 nucleotides long. RefSeq lists its product as uncharacterized. The record is from RefSeq and is a predicted model, not a curated record. Lineage: Eukaryota; Metazoa; Nematoda; Chromadorea; Rhabditida; Ancylostomatidae. Bases 1 to 273 code for a protein of 90 amino acids. The transcript has a single exon.
AUGACUUCAAUAAGCCUAAUUCAAAUUCGAACGAUCGUGUGCUACGACAUCCUGCAAGGCCACAACGCAUGCGACGCCACCACCACUCAUGUCUAUGCUGCGAUUAACCGAAAUGUUGUAUUCCGCUGGGCUGUCGCUCGUUUGUUCCAACGGUUCGAGUCAGAGGAUAAUUCGCUCCCGGCUCGACUCCGCUCUCGUCGAUCUGACUGGAAUGAUGGAGCUUUGUGUAACAUUCUCAGAGACAAGCUCAAUGCAACUACACAUGAACUGUAG